AUGGGGGCGCCUCGCUCCCCCGGGGGGGCGCGCGCGAGCGAUGACGACGCGCGUGGUCGUCCGAGCGCCCCGGAUGAGCUGAAGAAUUACGAGAAACUGGGUCGAAUCGGUGAAGGGACGUACGGUGUGGUGUACAAGGCGCGAUGCCGAGCGACGAACGAAAUCGUCGCCUUGAAGCGCGUUCGGAUGGAUCGCGAGCGGGACGGGAUGCCGCUCACGUCGUUGCGUGAGAUUAAAAUAUUACAGCGGUGCGCGCACGAGAACGUGAUCUCGCUGAAGCGGGUGAUUCAGGGAGAGACGCCGUCCAACGUAUUCUUAGUGUUCGAGUACUGCGAGCACGAAAUGGCGCGGUUGAUAGAUUUCGUCAAGACGAAGUUCACGACGAGCGAGGUGAAAUCGUUGAUGAUGCAAACGUUGCGGGCGGUGGAGUACUUGCACGAGAGAAAGGUGUUUCACAGGGAUUUGAAGCUGAGUAAUUUGUUGCUGAACCAACGCGGGGAGUUGAAGCUGUGCGACUUUGGCUUGGCGCGGACGUAUGAUCCGAUCGAGGCGGGGAUUUACACGCCCAAGGUGGUGACGCUUUGGUAUCGAGCGCCCGAGCUCUUGUUCGGCGAGGAGCAGUACACGGCGGCGAUAGACAUGUGGUCGUGCGGGUGCGUGUUUGCCGAGUUUCUGAAGCACGCGCCGCUGUUCCCAGCGUCGACGGAGAUCGAGCUCAUGCAGAUGAUUUGCGCGUUGCUGGGUAAUCCGAACUCAAACAUUUGGCCGGGAUGGGAUUCUCUUCCACACGCGAAAAGUUUCAAAUUUCCAGAGCAGCCGUAUAACUUUUUGGAGCUCAACUUUCCGUCGCUCUCUCCCGCGGGCGUGGAUCUGCUCGACGGCUUGCUAACGUACGAUCCAGGGAAACGACUCACGGCGAAGGAGGCACUGGCACACGAGUACUUCAAAGAGAUGCCACCUCCGAAGUCGCCGGCGGAGAUGCCGACGUUUCCGAGCACGCACAACACGAGCUCGUCGCGCUCCCGUCGCGCUGCCGAAGACAAUGAUCGCAGCAAGCGCCAGCGCGGCGCGUUGGACGAUCGCAUCGCCGCCGUCUUUUAG
Molecule: messenger RNA, 1101 nt
Organism: Ostreococcus tauri
Lineage: Eukaryota; Viridiplantae; Chlorophyta; Mamiellophyceae; Mamiellales; Bathycoccaceae
Product: Serine/threonine-protein kinase, active site
Exons: 1
Coding region: 1-1101 (366 amino acids)
Biological process (GO): regulation of mitotic cell cycle; protein phosphorylation
Cellular component (GO): nucleus
Molecular function (GO): cyclin-dependent protein serine/threonine kinase activity; ATP binding
Source: RefSeq, a predicted model, not a curated record